Messenger RNA from Ceratosolen solmsi marchali, 3967 nucleotides. RefSeq lists its product as uncharacterized. Lineage: Eukaryota; Metazoa; Arthropoda; Insecta; Hymenoptera; Agaonidae. The transcript has 9 exons. The coding region runs from base 1 to 3951 and encodes 1316 amino acids. The record is from RefSeq and is a predicted model, not a curated record.
AUGUUGAUAUACAUUAAUUCCUCUCAGGCGUGGAUAAUGGCUGGAGAACAGAUUGUAAAUUUUUGUAAGGGCGCAAUUAUAAUCUUAAUACAAGAAAUUAUACCUAUACCCAAUCACGACGAUAACAGUUAUUACAAUGAAUUAUCGAAUGAAGAUAACGACAUUUUUUUUAAGUAUCCACGCGAGGAAGAUAACACUAUUGGGGCCGCGAAAAAAUCUACUAAACAAUACAUACUCAAAAAUCUUCAAAAAACAACUCAUAAAAUGCGCUUGCACAAAAAACGGGAAGCUUUACCUUUCAUAAAUAGAUUUCAUGGUCAAACGCAGUCUCAGUACCUUAAUAUUGAUACCAAUAGGCAAAACGAAGGAAAAGCAGAAGCCCAAGCUACUCAACAAUCUUCGCGAGCUGUUGUUAGUGGAAGUAGUGGAAUAGGCCAAGCUCAAAGUAUGUCAUUUGGUUCUGGCAUAUGUGAAAAUUGCUCGAAAUAUAAUAAGCCAAGCAAUGAUUCAGGAAAUCUUAUCUUGGGAGCACAAGAUUAUUUAACAGGAAUAGAGCAAAAUACUCAAAGAGAAAAAUCACAAUUUGAAGAAUUAAUACCUAAUAUACGUACAAUACAAAACAUAGGAACCAAUGAAGGAAUGCAAAUAUUCGAUAGAGUGCUUGGCACACAUUAUUCAGGUGUAAACUCUUCACAAGGAAUUGAAGAAGCUAGUGGAAAACAAUUUCCACACAUUAUUCAAAUACCAGAGAUACAUAAACAUUCAUCGAGAUUUCAAGCAGAAAAAAUUAAUAUUUUAAAAAAUCAAAUAUCAGGAACAAACGCGUAUCCACAAGUAAUGGAAGGAGUAGAAGAUCAAACUUCUAAUGUUCAAAUAAAAGGAAAUAAGUAUCCAACUGAUACAUUAAUAGCAGAUAAUCAUUAUUUACAAAUUCAAGUACCAUGGAACGAUAUGUACAAUCAAAAUGAUCAAGUUAAGAUGGAUAGUAAGUAUGUAGAUACUCAAAUACCAGAAAAAAAAAAAAAUAGUUCUAACACUAAAUCAAUAUCGGAUUUUAUUCCACCAAAUCAAAUAGAAAGUACAAAUGAACCAAGCACACAAACAAUUGAAAAUUACGAAUCUAAUAGCCAAAUAUCAAAAGAAAAUAUUUUUACUUCAAUUACUCAAAAACGAAAAGAAACUGUAUAUCCAACAAGUAUACAAAUAAAGGAUAAUCCAGUCUUUGAUCCUCCUGUUUUGGAAAUAAAUACAUAUUUUCCUGAUACACGAUUAAGGAGCAGCAAUCCACUACGACCAGAAAUAACAAAAGAAAAGGCAUAUCAUUCAGGAACGCCUGUAUUGAUAGAUAAUACUCAAAAUGCGCAAAUAUCAGAAAUGAUUAUUUGUCCACCAGGUAACCAAAUCAGAAAAGAGAAUAUGCCAAACAAUGAAAUACUUAGACAAAUUCCAUAUUCAGAAAUUAUACAAAUAGUAAAUGAUGAUAUAUUAAAAACUAAUAUAAGAGGAAACAAUAUGGAUUCAUCAAAUAAGCAAGUGAUACAAAUUCGUAACGAAGGAAAAGAAAAUCCGCAAGUAUCUAUAUAUUCACCAGAAACACCAUUAAAAGCAAAUAGUGCUUCAGCUCAGAUACCUGGUUCGAUUAUAUAUUUACCAAGAUCACAAAUAGCACCGAAUAACAAUGUAGGUGCUCAAAAUUUAAAUCAAAUUAAAUAUUUACCAAUUAUACAAAAAGAAGGAGUUGAUCAUUUAUAUUUACCUAGCACGCAAGUUAUAAUCGAAGAUAUUUUAAAAAGGAAAAUACCCCAAGAAUCCUUGUAUCAAUCAAGUACACAAAUGACAAUAAAGAAUACUCCACAAAAUACGUUAUUAAGAGAACCAGUAUAUUUCUCAAAUAUACAACUUAAAGAUUACGGUGCACCCAGAGCUCAAGUGUUAAAUACGAUAUUAAAUCCAACAAAGAUGCAAGUAGAUGACAGUGUCACAAAUAUUAAAAUACCCGAACAAAUAAAUUCAUUAGCUAAAAAAGUAGGAACUGGUACUUCAGAAAUUCAAAUACCUAAUAGUGGAUAUCCACACAGCUCAAGAAUUAUAUUAGAUAAUAAUUUAGGAAUGCAAAAUCCAAAAGGUUCAUGGAUUCCAAAUCGCGAUCGUAACACUCAAAGUACCAUAGCAAAUACAAAAAGAAUAAAACCUUUAGAAGGGGCAUAUAUUUCAAGUGGAACGUUAGAUUCUCAAACUUCAUUUGGAUCUCAAGAUAAAAAAUAUCCUGAAGUAACUAAUAUGGGAAAAAUGCAUCCAUCUGUUCAAAUGAAUUAUCCCAGUACAAAUAUUAGUCCUGGAAAUAUCGACAAAUAUACUAUGUUAAAAGAAUCAGAGAAAUAUGAAAGAAAUGAAGCAACUGCUGUUCCUAAUACAGGUUAUGCGCUAGAAUCCAAUUUAAAUUUUCCAAAAUCUUCUAAAAAUUUUUAUGUUAAAGAACACGAGGUAGCAAUAAAUCAACCAAAUAAGGGAGUUAUUAAAACAGAUGAUACUUCCGACUCACAAGCUAUGAGUUCUGUAAAACAAGGUAAAGCAGGUACGCUUGCGAGUGCAUCGGCACAAGGAAAACACGGCCAAGGCAAUGCAAAGUCGCAAGUCAGUGGAAUAUAUACCGGUACUGGAUCAUUUUCUGCCCAAGCUGGUACAAGCGACGAUACAAAAAGUGCUCAAACACAGGUUAGUGCUAGUAAGGGUGGUGUGCAAAGCCAUGCCGAAGGUAACGGUGGCCUCGGAAAAAGUCAAACUCAAGUGCAGUUAGAUUCUGAUUCUGGAAUUACUUCUACUAAUGCUCAAAGUAAUGGCUGGAAUCACAAUACAAAUUCUCAAGUGGAAGCUAGUGCAAAAGGCGGCAUGGCUGAUGCACAGGCAAAUGGUGAUGGACAAACCUCGAGUCAAGCACAAAUUGGAUUCCAACCAUAUAUCAAUCGAAAUGAAAAACUGGAAAAAGUUGCAAAACCAUUUCAUGGUGGUGGAACUGCUUCAGCUCAAAGCAAUACAUUUAUAGGCCAAUCUCAAUCCCAGCUUCAAGGCUCUUUUCACUACGGUAUAUCAUAUUCAGGUGCUGCUCAAGCCUCAUCUGGAGCAGGUUCAACAGCUCUAAAAAAAAUUAAUUUUACCGACCCUGAAUCAAAGUUAUUUAAAUCUAUCAAGUUUGAAAAACAUGAAAAAAUAGAAACGACAACUCAAAUUGCAUUUAAAGAGCAUCUGGAAAUUUCUAAUGCAAGCUCAAAACAUGCUACAAUUACUAUGAAACCGAAUUAUAAAUACCUUGAAAAGACAUUUCAAUCAAAGCAACCGUAUUCGUAUGAUCUUAAUAAUGCUGAUGAUGAAUACAAGGAGUACGAAUAUGAAAAUAAUAGUGACUUAGAAUACAUACAACCUAUUUAUGGAUUAGAUGAGACAAAUCAAACAAUGGCCUCCUUUACUAAUACUGGAUUCAGUGAAAACAUAAAACAUGAAAAUAACACUGGAGAUUCAUUGCCGGGAUACAUAGCAAAUACCCAGAAAAGGUAUAUGACGUCCUCACUCACAAAACAAAUUAGUCCAAAAAAUAUUACAACCCAAAAUAAGACUGUAAUUGCAUUAUUCAAUGGUACUAUUUCAAAACCUUCUUACGAGAGAUUUUUACAUUCUAAUCGUGUUGGUGGUAUUUAUUAUGGAAAUUUGAAGAAUUAUAGAAUUCAGGAAGAGUCUCUUUCACCCAAAACGAAUUUUGUCUCAGUUUCAAAUAAUAUAGCUGGUAAGAUGGAAGACACGAGUCUUACAAAAAAUUAUGAACAUAAAUAUUAUACGAAGAGUUCGACUUGCGGUUAUUUUACUUUCUCUUGUAAUUUGGUUUAUGGUUCCAGUGGAAUAAGUAAGAUUUGUAAACCGAAAAUACCCACGUACCCGGAUAAAACAUCCAAAUGUUAAAGAAACUUUAGUUUAA